Messenger RNA from Boeremia exigua, 1091 nucleotides. RefSeq lists its product as uncharacterized. The record is from RefSeq and is a predicted model, not a curated record. Lineage: Eukaryota; Fungi; Ascomycota; Dothideomycetes; Pleosporales; Didymellaceae. The transcript has a single exon. The coding region runs from base 185 to 1009 and encodes 274 amino acids.
AGUCGAGUUAGCUGUGCAUGGUGGCUUGACACAUUAUCAAUUGCAAAGCGUUUCACUCUGGCUUUCCACUUUCACCUCUAAAAGAUCUUUCACUUGGCUGUAAAACUCAAUGACAUAUCCCUGAGAAUCUCAAAACUGGUUCGCUCACAUUGCACCACCUAAACUUUUACGCACUUGGACCACCAUGAAUUUCGAGGUGUCGUCCGGGAUAUCAAUAUCCAACAUCGGGAAUGCAGAACUCCGAUCUGUCUAUGGUGACAUGCAUGCACAUCGAGAUGCACAGAUGAUGGCCGAACAUGUCGCAUCCCUUCAUACACACCAUAUCAUCGACGAUGCUAUGGCCGCAGAGCUCUUGAAGCCAGUCGUUCAGCAUCGAAAUUACACCAAGCAAUAUCUCGGAACGCACCCAGACUACACUGGUUUCCAACCCGAGAUGACCACUGUCGCCACCGCACAUCGACAUCAGAAGCAGCGAGACAUGGAGAUGAAGAAGUUUGUCAAAGAUUUCAAGGCUGGCAGGAUCGAUGAGGACGGGAACCCCAUUUCCCAAGACGAUGUCAUUGACACUGUUGAUAGCGAUGGCGAUAGCGAUGAUUCGGAACUGACGGACAUUUCUGAGCUCGAGGCCCGUCUGGAAGAUCCAGCACUCAUACAAAUGCCCACACGUCGCCGCAUACCGUCUCUUUCAACUCCAGCACCACCGCAACCAUCACGAAAGUCGUCGGUUCGGAAGCAGGCAUUUAGGGUGGAUCGACUACAGCCCCUGCAUGAUGGCGAGGACUAUUCGCAAUACAAGUACUUCGCACUCCUUGCUGUCUGCCGCGAUCGACAGAUCUUUAGCGGUAUCGGUAACACACAGGAAGUUCGCAAUCGCCUGAUCCAAGACGAUAUCAACAUCCAACAAGGUCUACCUCGUGAUACUGCGGAGUGGAAAGCCACCACUCGAAAAGGCUUCAAGCAUGGAGUGCCGGAUGCGCUCAAGCGCGGCACGAAGAAUGAGAAGAAGUGAAUAGGUUUUGAUGUUCACUAAGUGCAUGAAGUCCUUGGACUCAAGAAAAAGCUUAGGAAUAAGUCGAUGCUAUUAUGCAGUC